AACCUGGACUGGGAAGAAUACCUGGCUGUGGAUGGCUCAGAAUAAAGAUGACGGCGACGGCGCUGAGGAGGUAUGUCUUCCGCCGGGGUGUUCCAUCUGCAUCAGUACCUGCCUCACCCUAAUCUCAUCAUAAAUCACGUGGUCUUCAUCAGGGAAGAGAAAAGAAGGAGCAUUUUUAGUUUGUGUUGUGUGUGGUUGUCUGCGAUUUCAGAGAACGUCUCUCCGUGACUGUGCGAUGGUCUUCGAUAGGCAUUAUUACAGGUCGAUGUUGACUUCUUCAAAACCUUGGUUGAGAUUCACCUGAAGAAUGAAUCCGGUGGCAUGGAAUUGAUUCCUUUGUGAGCCAUGAACAUAUAUUGGCAAGGAGAAAAGCCCACGGAAUCGAUCCACAUGGAUGGGAAUGCUCAAUAGCAGCAAGUUGAACAUUUCACGAAUGGCUAAGCAGGAUCUGACUCUAUCUAGUUCUAUCCAUUUGCUCGUAUGACGAACAACAUUGCAUUGAUUGCAGAGUAAUUCUAGCAAGAAACAAACAACUUGUUAUCAUGUAUGAUUGGUGCAGAUGGAGUGUGGAGAACUUGUCUGUUGCAACUCCUAAGUGGAUGAGGAGGAUGAAGACGCUUCAGGUUCAUGUUACCUCCUCGAGGUAGGAGAGACACCAGGCUGUUGCUGCAACAUCCCUAGCAGAGUGCCAUACACCCAAAGAUCUCCUUCUUCUUUUGGCACACAUCCUAUUCCGGGCAGUGUUUGGGGCGGGGUUGUUCCACACGAUUUUGUUUGAUUCCUUGGUUGCAUGGAAAUUGCCAGAACCAUGAAGUUGACUUGAAUUUUCUUCGUCCACGACACGCGCAAAUUAAUGUCAUGGAGUGACGGAUGCAGCAUUGUCAAUAUCGUAGUCUACAAGUUUGAAGCUGCUGAUGGGUCAUCAAAUGCCUUUCUUAUGCCAAAGUCAUUCCGUUCAUGGCAGUAUUUUACAGCCAUCCAUAUUGACUGCAAACAGAGAAAGACUGUAAUUGUUCGAGUGUUUAUAAGGGUCGUCUUGGUUGGAGGAGGACAAAUCGAGUGAGAGGGAUAUCUUCUUCAGCCUCUGCUAGGAAUUCAACGAGAUGUCCCUCUGCACAUACUUGUUGAUCAAGUUCUUGAAGAAACGAAUAGCAAGAAGAAGAGCUGAAGAAGCAAGCAUCGAUGGUGUGCCAACACCACUAGAUCUUCCUUCACCUUCGGUUUCGCUUGAGAACGAGAUAGUGUCUGGAGAAGGACUAGUCUCCGCUUUAUAUGAUCUGAACACAAUUUUGGCAGCAACAGGGAUCUUCAGCAAUGAAAACAAACUCGGAGAAGGAGGGUACGGUCCAGUCUACAAGGGGAAGCUCCACGAUGGCCAAGAGAUAGCAGUGAAGAGGCUGUCCAAGAAGUCUGGGCAGGGCUCGAGGGAGUUCAAGAAUGAGGUGGAGCUGAUAUCAAAACUCCAACACAGGAACUUGGUUAGGCUUUUGGGUUGCUGCGUUCAUGGAGAUGAAAAGCUUCUCAUCUACGAGUUCAUGCCCAACAAGAGCUUGGAUGCCUUCCUCUUCGAUGCAUCCAAGAGCAGGCUUUUAGACUGGACCAAGCGUUUCAAUAUCAUCGAAGGGAUUGCCCGAGGAUUGCUCUACCUGCACCGAGAUUGUAGAUUGAAGAUUAUGCAUCGAGACCUGAAAGCAAGCAACGUUCUGCUGGACCAGAAUUUUAACCCCAAGAUAUCAGAUUUCGGCAUGGCACGCAUACUCCAUGAUGACCAGAUUCUAGCAAGAACUGAUAGAGUAGUUGGAACAAUUGGCUACAUGUCCCCGGAGUAUGCAAUGGAAGGGCAAAUUUCCGAGAAAUCUGAUGUUUUCAGUUUUGGUGUCCUGCUUUUGGAGGUGGUCAGUGGCAAGAGGAACAACUACUUCCUUGAUGAAGAUCUAGCUCUGAACCUUCUAGGCUAUGCUUGGACAUUAUGGAAGGAGAACAGAGUGGUGGAGUUGAUAGAUCCAUCAUUAGGAGACUCAUGGAGCCAAGAGGAAGUGAUGAGAUGCAUCAAACUGGGACUUCUAUGUGUGCAAGAACUACCAGUAGAUAGGCCAACCAUGUCAGUCGUUGUCGCAGUGCUCAAUGGUGACAUUAAUCUUCCCGAGCCGAAGCAGGUUGCAUUCUUUGCAGGGAGAAGCCCCACGACGUCCAUUUCAUCCAUGGAUGACAGCAAGCGGAUAUCCUCUCAGGGUGAUCUUUCGAUCGUCCAGUUGUGA
Messenger RNA from Musa acuminata subsp. malaccensis (wild Malaysian banana), 2258 nucleotides. Its product is annotated as G-type lectin S-receptor-like serine/threonine-protein kinase At1g11330. Gene Ontology annotation, biological process: protein phosphorylation. The record is from RefSeq and is a predicted model, not a curated record. Gene Ontology annotation, cellular component: plasma membrane. Gene Ontology annotation, molecular function: ATP binding; protein serine/threonine kinase activity. Lineage: Eukaryota; Viridiplantae; Streptophyta; Magnoliopsida; Zingiberales; Musaceae.